AUGGCGCGGGAUAGCGAGAUGCAGGAGUUUACCCGCAGCCUGUUCCGAGGACGCCCGGACCUCAGUACUCUCACGCACUCCAUCGUGCGGCAGAGGUUCUUGGCUCACGUGGGCCGCGACCAUCUGGAACCGGAGGAGAAGCAGGCGCUGAAGCGGCUGGUGGAGGAGGAGCUGCUGAAGAUGCAGGUGGAUGAAGCGGGUAACAGGGAGAAGCUAGACCUCACGAAAAAGGUGAAGAGGCCUCCCACUCCCUCCAGUGAUCCAGAGAGAAAAAGGUUCCGUUUCAACUCAGAGUCAGAGCUCGGCUCUGCAGCCUCCAGUCCAGACAGCUUUGGCUCCCCAGCAAAGAAUGGGAUGGCAGCAGCAGAAGCCAGUUCAUCCGAGAAGAGUCCAAAGCGAGCCCCAGAGAACGCAAUGGAAGAAAGCAGAGAUGAGGGAGAACAGCCCGGGAACCUGACUGCAAAGCUGGGAUUAGAGGAGAGUAGUGAGGAAGAGGAGGAAAAGGAGUUCCAAGACAAGACCAGGAAGAAGACUGUGACGAAGAAGAACAAGCAGACAUCAAGCAAGGCCUCAGCCAGUAGGAAGCAGGCCAGGGAGGAGAGUGAGGGCAGUGAGGAUGAACCUGCCCCGAGGAUGGGAAGGAAGGGGCAGGGGAAGAGAGGAGCGAAAAGCCACCAGGAAAGUGAAGAGGACAGUGAGGGUGAACAAGAGGAGAGCCCAGCUGAGCAGAAAGGCAGCGAGGAGGAAGGGGAGGGGGGAGAAGAGGCGGCCGAGGAGCAGGAAAGGAAACACAAAGCCAUGAGUAACACAGGGAAGAGGUUCGCUUGGGAGAAGAACUUUAAGCAAAAGAGCAGGACAGAGCGGCUCACAGGGGACUGGGGAGACAGAGGUGAAGAGAAGGAAGAAGAGGCAGCAGGCAGUGGGGAUAACAUGGGGGGAGAUGAAAAGCCCCCAGUGAAGAGGAAGAGCAAGGACAGGACCCAGUGUGAGGGCGGGGAAGGGCCGAGUGGCAGCAGCGAGGAUGGGGAAGACAGCUGGAGAAAGGUGAAACUAAGGAAUAAAGGCUCUAGAAAGGCAGCCGAAGUGGACAGCACUGCUGAGGAGAGUGACUUGGAGAGGGAGGUGAGUGACAGCGAGGCAGGAGGGAGUCCCAAGGAGGAGAGGAAGAACCGCUCGCCUAAGAAGAGCUCCAAGAAAGGCAAGACACGAAGCUCCUCUUCCUCCUCCUCAGACGGGAGUCCGGAGCCCAAAGGCAGGAAGGCUGCCGCUGGUCGGCGUGGUGAGGACCACCCAGCUGUGAUGAGGCUAAAGCGCUACAUCCGGGCUUGCGGGGCCUAUCGCAACUACAAGAAGCUUCUGGGCGCCUGUCACUCACACAAGGAGCGCCUGAGCGUCCUCCGGGCUGAGCUGGAGGCCCUGGGCAUGAAGGGUAACCCUUCCUUGGAGAAGUGUCGGGCCCUGAAGGCGCAACGGGAGGAGGCAGCCGAGGUGGCCUCCUUGGACGUUGCCAACAUCAUCAGCAGUUCAGGUCGGCCACGGAGGCGCACAGCCUGGAACCCUUCAGGAGAAGCGGCCUCCUCUGGGGAGCCAUACCGCAGGACCCUGGACUCAGAGGAAGAGCGGCCCCACCCCCCACCCCCAGACUGGUCACAUAUGCACGGCAUCAUCAGCAGUGACGGCGAGAGUAACUGA
Molecule: messenger RNA, 1692 nt
Organism: Orycteropus afer afer
Lineage: Eukaryota; Metazoa; Chordata; Mammalia; Tubulidentata; Orycteropodidae
Gene: HIRIP3
Product: HIRA interacting protein 3
Exons: 8
Coding region: 1-1692 (563 amino acids)
Cellular component (GO): nucleus
Source: RefSeq, a predicted model, not a curated record